AUGCAAACAUUCACAUUCUAUGCUAGCGAUGACAAACUUGGGAAUCGUGGAAACACUGCUGCACAAAUAGGAGUAAGUUAUAUUGUGGGUAAUUAUCAUGCUUGGGGGAUUGUGGUGUUUUGAGUGCUCCCUAAGAUAACUGCACCUGCCUGAGGAAGGGCACCUUUUGUAACCACUUUAAUCCUUAUCCAGUGGUUCUAAGAGAUGCUGACCUCUUAAAUGGUUGAGUUGUGCACUAAGCAUAACAUUUUGUACAGUUAGGUUGGGUAGUCACAACUAUGGCAAAUGAUUCUCCAAAAAAAAUAACUUUUCACACUUUUUGCUUCAUCAAUGUAAUUUUAUUAUUAUCAGCUCCAGUAGAGUGAGCAUGCAAUUCAUAGUAAAAUAGUGGCUGUUGAAGAGGGUCCAUCACCUCAAGCAUUUCUGCUCAACUAUUAUCUUCAGGCUUAUUACUAAGAUCUGUAAGGUGAAAGAAUAUAUACACUAUAUAUAUACUUGAAGUUAUUUAUGAUGGAGGGCCAUCCCUCUCAGAGAUAGUUAAAAACCCCUAACAGAGCACAAAGCCCAAAAUGGAGAUUGAGGUGGGAAGACCUUGCACAUUUGCUGAUGUUGUUUUACUGAUCAAACUGAAACAGCACAAGGUAAUAGCAAACAAUAGAUACAUUUGAACCUUGUCAACAUGAAUUGGCUGGUUUCCCCACUUUGAUGUUCCUCUAAUUCUAGUGGUUAAACUCAUCACCAACCUCCAACCAUGUGAGGGGAAAAUAAAUGUACCCCCUGUGGUUAAUAACUAUGGCUGAAAUUUCUUUCCACUUGCUAGUGCCAAGCCAUCAAUCAAGCAGCAUGUGACAUUGCCUUUGAAGUAGCUAACGAAGGAGAUGCUUUGGUGUGCGGAGGUGUUUGUCAAACACCAACAUACUUAAGUGGCAAAGGAAAAGAAGCUUGUCAGAGAGAAUUUGAGAAGCAAAUAGAAAUUUUCCUGAAAAAUGAUGUGGACUUUCUACUUGCAGAGGUAAACUUAACAUUCAAGGGUAUUUUUGAAAGAAUUAUGACUGAGGAUUUUUCAAUAAGAAAUGGAUCACAAGUAGAACAAUUAAUCCAUUAAGUUCACAAUUAGUGAAUUAAAAUGGAUGCAAAAAUGAAACUGAUGGGUUUUAAUUUUGUUUAUACCUAUGUCUUUAAUUUAAAUUGAACCCAAAAAGGAUUACUUUCAUGAUUUUUAUUGAAUACAAUACUAUAACUGUAAACUCAAAUCUCAAAUUUAAAAAAAAUUAAUAUCUUUAUUGCUCCUGUGGUUUUGUUGAGGGUUUCAUUGAGUUUCUAAGUAGAUAGCACAAAUUGCAAUACAGAUGGCUAAAGUAAGUUCAAUUUGGACUUUAGUGAUGCAAAUUUCAGAGGAAGUAGGAGGCAAUUUCGCUCAACAUAGACAGCGAAUUUUGCCCAUUGCUGGCUCCUAUUGUAAAACCUUGGUUUUGUGCUAUGCAAACAUGAUUCAAACAUGAUGAUUUCCUAAGGCAUGAAAUGUUAUUGUAAAAUUGUUCUUAGUAUUAUGAACAUGUGGAAGAAGCAGAAUGGGCAGUGGAGUCGUGUAAAGCCACAGGCAAACCUACUGCCGUUUCAUUGUGCAUUGGGCCCCAAGGAGAUUUGCACGGCAUUCCUACUGGGGAAUGUGCAGUGCGCUUGGCUCAUGCAGGUAUAGAGUGUAGUGAUUCAAGGAUAUUUUGCACUAAAAGUAAUUGUCAACAUAACUGCAAGUUGUGUUACUGUUCACGAAGAACCAAAAGUUGCUGUUCCUCUACUUUCUUACAGUUAGUUAACUUCAAACAGUUCAUUCACUCUUAGAUUUAAGACUUGAUUAGUAAUUUUUAUAGAUCUCUUUGUAAUUCUUACUGACAGUGUAAACAUGACCUUGUUGAUACUCAAAAACUUGAAUUUCCAAACAUGUCCAAGCAGCAAUUUUUGCAUUUUUGUAGGCAUGCUAUAGUCAAAUGUCUAAAAAAAGUACAGAAUAACAAUGCAGAUAUUUGUUCCCUAUGCAAAAAAGUUCCACAUUCCCAGUUUUACAUGCAAUUAUAAUUGCACCAAAUGAACAAGAUCUGUUCAAAUGUUGUGAAGAAUUCAGUCAUCUUCAUUAGAUUGUUUUAAAAUGCUGAAAAAAAAUAUCCACCAUAGAAACAAUGCCAGAGCUAAUUUGAUUGUAAAUUGCAAGUCAAGCUGACUUGAUCUUUUUCUGGACCUACUUUUUCCUUAGUUAACACUGACAACAAUCUGUUUGCUCAUGAUGAAUAAUUUCCUGCUUUGAAAUACCAGGUGCUGAUAUUAUUGGCAUCAAUUGUCAUUUUGGACCUGAUGAAUGUAUUGAAGCAUGUCGCUUGAUGAAAGAAGCACUUGAUGCAGCUGGGAUUAAGAAACAUUUGAUGGUGCAGCCUCUCGGAUACUUAACCCCAGAUGCUGGCAAACAGGGAUUCAUUGAUCUUCCAGAAUUUCCUUUUGGUAAUUACUUUGUUGUUAAGACUGUUAACUCUCUUGUACACCAGAAUGAUGAUCUAAGGCAUGAUAUUUUUCUUGUGGAGGACCCACCUAUAUUCAAAGACACAUGUCAGGACUUAUUGGGAAUUCCCAAAGAGUUGUUGCAGUCUUCUCUCAGGUUCACUCUUUCUUAAAUUCUCAGUUAGAGAGGAAACAUGAUAAGUAACAAAGACAUUGCUCCUUUUGGAAUGGUUUAAACCAUUUUCCUUUUCUGCUCUUAUAAAGAUGUGUCAGUCAAUGCUAUGACAGGGGCUGUUUUUUCAAUACACACCAAACUGGCUGGUAGGUGUGAGCUGGUGUAAGGUCAAGGCUUUUUAUUAUCAGAGGCAAGGGUUGGCUGCUAGACGGCAUACAAUAUUGAGCUCUGUUCUACAUUACUGAACAACUACAGGAACAGUUAAGUAAGGCAUUGACCACCAACAACACUUAAUGUUUGAACAGCUCUAGAGCCCAGACUCAUGACAAGAUGGGAUGCUCACAAGUUUGCUCGAGAUGCAUACAAUGCUGGAAUCCGUUACAUUGGUGGUUGUUGUGGAAUUGAGCCCUAUCACACUAGGGCAGUGGCAGAAGAGGUUUGAUUUCUAUAUUUUUGUUCUCCUUACCAGAAGAUGUUAACUUUUAGAUCAAUGGGAUUGGCUAUCAGGGUUGUGAUUUGUUAUAUAAAUUCCAGAGACUGAAAACACCAGUUAAAUGUCAACAGUAAUUAAUUCAUUUAUUUCUUUUGUUAUUUAGUUGGCCAAGGAAAGGGGAAAACUUCCAAAAGCCAGUGAAAAACAUGGGCCCUGGGGAGAGGGACUGAGAUUGCACACCAAACCAUGGGUUCGAGCCAGGUAAGAAUAAAGGAAAUUCAUUAAAACUGAAUCUUACACAUAAAAACAACAUACCCAUCUUUUUUAAGCUUUGCAUACAGUGCACUUUCCAAUGAAGUGUGUUAAAAGCCAGAACCAGGGAAAGCAAAGACCUACCUCAAGUUUACCUCAAGUUACAAAGAGGUACAGGUAAGGUUGAGAUUGUAUGGCCAUAGAUUGAUGGACACUUUAGCCUACCAAAUUUACUUAACUAUUUACAUAAAUUACUUGUGUGUAACUUAUACACACUGCAAGACUUGGCUAAUUGUUGGGAAAAGUUAGGGAAAAGAAAAAAUAUUCUUCAUUGAGUUGAGAAAAUUUCAUCAGUAAGUACAAUUAAUACCAUUUAGUAGUCUGUAAUUUAAUUCUACUUUGGUUUACUUAUAGGGCACGGAGAUCCUAUUGGGAGAAUCUCAAUCCAUCAGGUGGUCGGCCAUUCUCUUCUAGUAUGUCCAAGCCAGACAACUGGGGUGUUACUGCUGGAGAUAAAGACUUAGUACAGCACAAGGAGUCUACCACUCAAGAAGAAAUGGAUGCUGUUAUUAGCCGAGCAGCAAAUAAAGAACUUGUUGUUAAUGGAGACCACUGAGAGAGCCUUCAUGAGGUGGUCAUGGAUGUGACCUUAGUCACUAGCUUGUACUGUAUAUGUGCUGUACAAUAUCAGCAAACUUGAGUGCCCUAGAUUACUGUGUUCUGAUAGUAGCUGAUUAGGGACUUAUGACCAAGUUUUACUUGGUUAUUUACAUUUUAAAUAGACUUUAUUUUUAUUAUAGAAAUAAGGGGGAAAAAACUAAGAUAGUUAUUCAUCAUCAACUUUUGUGCCUUGUUCCACUCCCACCUUAAUGUUUGUUUGAUUUUGUUUUAG
Messenger RNA from Pocillopora meandrina, 4242 nucleotides. The record is from the annotation of a GenBank genome assembly. NCBI's taxonomy places the organism in Eukaryota, Metazoa, Cnidaria, Anthozoa, Scleractinia, Pocilloporidae.